This is a messenger RNA of Cuscuta campestris, 1243 nucleotides long. NCBI's taxonomy places the organism in Eukaryota, Viridiplantae, Streptophyta, Magnoliopsida, Solanales, Convolvulaceae. The record is from the annotation of a GenBank genome assembly.
CUUAUAUUUUUUUAAAAAAAAAUUAGAGUACUCUUAUGCAAUUACAUUUUGGUUCCGUGCCCACAAAGCCAUUUGUGUGCGUGGCUUCGAAGAUGCAGACAUUGAAAGGCAAAACAAAACCAUCAUAUUUACCCCCUGUGCAAGCACCAAGGGGAGAAUAACAGGACCUCUCCCCCCCUCUUGUUUUUCCCCCCUCUAAAUCCUAUCAUGUGAUUGUUGUUGUUUGCUGUUGUUAUAACGGUUUGAUUGCGUGCGGGAAUGGGCAUUGAAUGGUCCAAACAGGUCGAGCGACGAAAAGCCAUCCACGCAGAGAAGGUAUCGAUGGCGUUGCUCAAACAGGCGAAGGCUUGCAUUCAAUUCCCAGGUUCAGAUUUCCAUCCGGCUGAUCGGAAAAACUGGAUGGGAAUCCUUGGCCCGGAGAGACUUCCCGUGGAAAUGAUCGUGUGGCCCGGGACCCACGAUUCCGCGACGGACAAGAUCGGCAUCCCUCUCGUCUCUCGCCCGUUCGCCCAAUGUCAAACCCUAUCGGUCCACGAACAACUCUUAACGGGCGCCCGUGCUCUGGAUAUCCGGGUUCAGGAGGACCGAAAUGUCUGCCACGGGUUCCUGACCGGCUACCCCGUGGACAUCGUCAUUCGCGACGUGAAAAGAUUUCUGUCCGAGACGCGAUCCGAGAUCAUAAUCAUGGAUAUCCGUACGGAGUUCGGGCACCGAGACCCGCCCGGAUUUGACAAGUACCUGGAAGAAAAACUCGGGGAGCUUCUCAUCCCACAUGACAGCAACGUGUUUGGGAAGACGAUAGCAGAGGUGUUGCCGAAGAGAAUCAUUUGCUUCUGGAAGCCGCGGAAAGUGGGUCCCGCCAUUCGGCGCCCGCUGCUGUGGGGGGCAGAACAUCUGAAGGACAACUGGACAGACACAGAAUUGCCAAAGACCAAGUUUGACAACAACAUCAACCACUUGAGCCAGCAGCCGCCGGUGGGUCGCAGGAAGUUCUUUUACAGGGUGGAAAACACACUGACGCCGCAGCUGAAUAAUCCUGCGGCGUGUGUUAAACUGGUCACGGAUCGGAUCCACCCAUACGCUAGGCUGUUCAUAACCCAGUGCAUCUCCCUGGGCAUUGUGGAUAGGCUGCAGGUUUUCUCUACUGAUUUUAUUGAUGAGGAUUUCGUGGAUGCUUGUUUUGGGCUCACGAAUGCAAGGAUCCAUAGAUUGUUAUGAACUUCAAUUAACUCCCAAAACUGGU